This is a messenger RNA of Trichomonas vaginalis G3, 603 nucleotides long. Its product is annotated as iron-containing alcohol dehydrogenase family. The transcript has a single exon. Bases 1 to 603 code for a protein of 200 amino acids. Gene Ontology annotation, molecular function: butanol dehydrogenase (NAD+) activity; metal ion binding. NCBI's taxonomy places the organism in Eukaryota, Parabasalia, Trichomonadida, Trichomonadidae. The record is from RefSeq and is a predicted model, not a curated record.
AUGCAUUGUGUUGAAGAACAUCUCAAGGAUUAUAUCAAGCCAAAUUCUCGCGUUUUAGUUACAUUUGGAGGCGGCUCAAUUGACAAUAAUGGAGCUCGUGCAGAUGUUACCAAAACAUUAGCUGAAUUAAACCGCGAAACACGUUGGGAAGGUGGUAUUCCACCAAAACCAGAGUAUGAUCGUCUCAUCGAAAUUGUUAAAGUCGCCAAAGAAUUCCAACCAAACUUACUUCUUGCUGUUGGAGGUGGCUCAAUUGUAGAUUGUACAAAGUUCAAUUCUCUCGCCAUGAACCUUGACGAAUCAAUCGAUCCAUGGGAUAUUGCUACAAAAGGUGUUCGCCCAGAAAAGAAAACACCACUUGGUUGCAUAAUGACAAUUCCAGCUACAGGAUCUGAAUGGAAUCCUGGUGCUGUUGUUUCAAGAAGAAGCACACAUGAAAAACUUGCAUAUCCAUCAUUAUCACUUUUGGAUCCACUAUACACAAUGACAGUUCCAAUCAGACAAUACAGAAAUGGCCGUUUCGAUGCAAUGGCUCAUUGCAUUGAUCAAGUUCUUACUCCCCCUGUUCCCCAUUACAAGACAACUUCUUCUUUUCUGUCAUGA